Gryllus bimaculatus (two-spotted cricket) is the source of this 7970-nucleotide messenger RNA. NCBI's taxonomy places the organism in Eukaryota, Metazoa, Arthropoda, Insecta, Orthoptera, Gryllidae. The record is from the annotation of a GenBank genome assembly.
AUUUCACAAAAGCACUUUAUUGUUACGAUACCAUUGAAAUUGUAUGACAACAAUGCAUAAAAUAAUACAAGUUUUACGGCAAACAAAUUCUGUGCUUGAACGUGGCAUGUGUUAUAAAAGUCUCCGAUAUACUCAACCAUGCGCGCUCAGAAUAUUCUGUAACGACUGCUGCCGGCAACAAUGGCGCAGCUCUGUGGCAGCGCGUGCGUUUUCUUUGCACAGUGCGAUGAAAGCGGCACACAAUAUCGCGUGAUCGCAAUUUCAUUUGUUAUGUCUGUUGUUUGCUCAACAAUGCUUUAAUUAUAGUAGAAGUAUUUUUUACCUGAAAAACAACAAUGGCAGUCAAAUUCAGAUUAGCGUGAAACUCAACAAUGUAUGUAUUUAGUACUUAGAUCUCACUAAAAUUCGCAAAUAUGGGAAAUCAUGUUUUUGAUAAGUUGAUGUUCUGACCGUUUGGAAUAUAUCCUUUGAUUUUUUUAUUUGCAAAAAGCACAUAUGUUAUAAAAAGAAAACAACACCACUGUUGAUAUUAUUCCAUUUAAAAAAAAUAAAUGUGGCGUAUUCAGAAAAAAAAUUUAUACCUAUUACAUUUUUUUAAAAAAAUGUUAUUCUUACAAAUAUGAUCAAUAGCAUUGUUGGGGUAAAUGUUUCGUUCAAUGAAAAAUGACGCAUAGCAUUGCAGAUUACUAAAAAAAAUAUAUGGUGCGAAACAGUAUUAAUAGUACAGAGCAUAAUAUUAUUUUUUAAUUGUUGGGUCUUACUUAUUACUAACAUAUAAUACGAAUUGUGAUAUCAUUGUUGUAAAUCGCAUGACGAGACGAGCGCGGAAUUAAAGUUUGGACAUUCAUAACUGUCCAAAUCCCCUAGGAAAAUUAAAUAAAAUGGGUUUGUUGAUUUUUUUUUGUGAUUUAUAAAUUUAAUUAUUUAAUAAUCUCUCAUCAUUGUUUCUAUAUUUCUGUUAAUGUAAGAAUGUUUCCAUAUGUACAUUAAAUAUUUGGCAAGAGCGUAACAAUUAAAUAAUAAACAUAAAACACAGCGCGUACUUCUCACAUUACGAUACGUCAAUUAGUGAUUGCGCGCAAUGAAGUCUUAGCGCCUUAUUUCUGCGUGUCUUGCACGACCGCGAUGGUGGUCAGGCCUAUCGGGCAUCAAUCCGGUUGGCAGACGGAGCAGCCGUGCGCAAAAGCGCGGAGGCAGUACGGGUAUCUAGUUUGCGCUGUAUUUUCUUAAAAUCAGGUAGGUAUAACGUGUUUCUGGCCUGUUUUAGUUGUUUUAUUGUUUUGUGAACAGCUAUGUUCGUCUUGUUUUAUUUUUGGAGCACCUCGGCACGAUUCAUGUUCGUGAAUAUGGCCGCUUUUUUUGUGCGCUUUGAAGUUUUCUUUGCAGCCAUGAUGGCUAAGUGAACCUACCGGGUCAUAAGCUAGUAGGCGUCGUACUUGGAAGGUCGUGACUUGGGGAGGAGGUUCGUGUGCUCAGAUUUUCGUGGUUUAAAGUGUGAUGUGAGAAGUGUUGCGCUCCGGAACGGACCGAGACGUGCGUGAAGGCAGGAUGAUAGAAAUGUGGAUUAUUGUGGAAUUACAAGCGUGGUAGAAGAAAGAAAAGUUAGAAUAAUGAGAAAUAACAUAAUACCAAAAUAAUAAUAAUAACGCUGAAGAAGAAAGUGAGGAUUGGAAAAUCAGUGCAGCAGGUGGAUCUGUGGUCCAGUGUUUUAAUUUAAUGUGGUGAGAAAAAUCUGUCAGCCCAAAUGGGAGAGGUUGCAGAUCCUGAACAGCAGUAUAGUCUGCGGUGGAAUGACUUCCAUGCCAGCAUUCUUUCAUCCUUUCGACAUUUAAGAGAUGAAGAGGACUUUGUCGAUGUAACAUUAGCAUGUGAGGGAUGUUCAUUCACUGCUCACAAAGUUGUGCUUUCAGCCUGUAGUCCAUAUUUCAGGCGACUCCUGAAGGCUAAUCCUUGCCAACAUCCAAUUGUAAUCCUUAGAGAUGUCAAAGAAAAAGAUAUGGAAUCUUUAUUGCGCUUCAUGUACAAUGGUGAAGUGCACAUUGGCCAGGAGCAAUUGUCAGACUUCCUCAAAACUGCACAAAUGCUGCAGGUGCGAGGGCUGGCUGAUGUUCCCACCAAAGAAAGCCAAAAAUUGCCACCUACCUCAAAUGCUCUUAAUUGGUCUCAGGCAAAUGAUAUGAGAGAUAGCUACAAUGAUGAUGCUGUGUCUCCGCCUCCUAAAAGAAGUCGUAAUAACGAACAUCGGUUUUCUCCAUCACCUACUCCUUCUGCCACUCAUAACAACAACAAUAAUAAUAAUAACAACAAUGUUGAUCCUUUGCGAGAGUCUCUGCUUGGACAGGCCUUGGAAGGCACUCCCUCACUUCAUAAUGUUAAUACAUCUCAUCAGAGUAAAGGCAACUCCGACUCAUCACUGCAGGCACAGUCUACUGGCGAGGACUCAAACUCUAGUGAUACUGCUGCAUCUGAUCGUGGAGGACCCAUGUCUGACUUAGUACAACCCAAAUCCGAGCCUAGUGACUACAGUACGAUGGACGACAAUCACCCAGGCAAUGGUAGCAUGGGUUUGGAUCAUCAACGUACCCCUCCUUUCCCAGCUGCUCUACUUGGACUUCAAGGUAUUCCUGGAUUGAUACCUGGACCUUCAGGACUUCACAACAGCAAUCAAGAUGCCAACUUUGUGUCUCGUCGGGGCCUGGAUAUGAUGCGGGUUCGUGCCACUGAUCCAAGACCAUGUCCAAAGUGUGGCAAGAUCUACCGUUCCGCCCAUACACUGCGUACCCAUCUGGAGGAUAAGCAUACGGUGUGCCCUGGGUACCGAUGCGUUCUCUGCGGCACCGUUGCGAAAUCUCGCAACUCCUUGCAUUCACAUAUGAGUCGACAACAUCGUGGCAUCAGCACCAAAGACUUGCCUGUGCUCCCCAUGCCUUCCCCGUUUGACCCCGAGUUGGCAUCUCGACUGCUUGCCAAAGCAGGGGUGAAAGUAUCAGCAGCUGAGUUGCGAGCUCGGGCUUCUCCUACAGGACCACGUCGACCUGACUUGCGACUGGAAGUGACAAACAAGACCAACCAUGUUGGAGAAUCCCAGCGGUAUUCUGGAGCACCUUCUGAAGCUGGGAGCAGUUUGUACGGUGGAGAUGACCCCGAAGAUCUGACUGUAACAAAUUCAAGAUUUGGAAACGUGGAACUUACUCCUCUCUCCCCACCAGCCAUCAAUAACAACUCAACUGCAGUCAUCACCAAGGUAGGUCAGAAACACCACACUCCACCCAUGGGAGCGAAGACCAUCGACACCAUCGCGCAGAGUCUAGUGGCUGGACCAGUCAACAGAAUGGCAGAGAUCAAUAGAGUCCCACUUCCUCCACCACCUCCAUCGUCUGGCGCUUCAACAGGAAGUGCCAUUUUGGAUACUUACUUGCAGUUCAUCGCAGAAAAUUCAAAUAAUGUUGCCCUCGGUAUGACAGGGGAACAAGCAGCAGCACAUGCAGCAGCGGCUGCUGCUGCACACGCUGCAAAGGUUGCAUCUAUGAACAGCGAUGGUAAAUUGGGCCACAGAGAUCAGAUUCAUGAUCCGGAAGCAGCUGACAGGAGUGGGGACCAUGAUAUAGAGGAUGUAGAAUCAUCAGGAGCAGAAGAUGAUGACUACAGUGAAGAAGAACAGGAAGCCAUUAAAGCAGAGUGAAAAAAGGAGAAAAGCUCAUUGCAGCUACAAAAUCAAGAACACACAGCUCUUGUCUAGUCUCUUGUCUCCUAAUAUCACGGGUAAGAAAUACAUCGGAGAUGAAGAGAUUCUAGACUGAGCAGCACAUGAUGAAUUCCAUCCAUCUACCUCACUUUGAAAAUAUCACAGCAUUUUCUGCCUGAAGAUGGUGAAUAUCCAUAAGGCAGAAAGCGUAAAGGCUGCAUGGAAAGUUGUAGGAGUGCAUGGUUAAAUGGCAAUGUUCUCAUAAUUAAAUAAAGCACCUGGGAUUCAUAAAAUCAUGUGAAGUUUUAUAUAUAUUUUUAAUUUUUUGAGUGCCAGGUGUAGCAAGCAUUUAUGCCUCGUAUAACUUUCCACUUUUCCAUUUGUGGUAAUUUAUUUCUAUUUUGUAUAUUUAUCUUUUUUUGGAAUGUUGAAAUGUCAAAAUAUGGAGAAGCAAAUGAAUCCAACAUGAUUGACUGAAUGAAUUCCAUCCUUCUACCUCAUUUAAUAUUUCAACAAAGCUGAAGGAAUGGCUAUGUGAAAUUUCCUGUAGGAAAUUUUGUUACAAUAAAUUCAACUUCCUUUUGUGACUUGUAUACACAUAGCAGUCUGUAUGAUAAAUACAGGAAGGAUGUGUGUUGAGGACUUUAAUUUGCAUGUUUUUUUAACAUGUUUGACAACUACUACACUUUAAUUUUCUUGAGUGUAAGAUAUGUAUUAACUGGUCAAAUGAAGACAAGCAGUCAUUUGGCUUUUAAUGACUCUGUGACUUAUUUGCAGAGGUAAAUUUAUAUAUAAUCUUUUUACUUUUUUAUCAGUUUUGUUUUUUUGUUAAUGGGUGUGAAGAUUAACGCUGGCAUAAAUAGGAGUGGAUGAAUGUUUUUAUUAAGCUGAUUGAAAUGUGUGUAUUCAUUUUAUAAAGUAAAAUGUUAUCAAUGCAGUAUUCUUGGAAGUAUUACUGUUAUGUAACUGAGUUUUAAUUACAGAUCUACUUUUAGAAAUGCAUAAAUGCUAAUGUAAGUGAGGGAAGAAAAGAGAAUGAUUUGGUGUUGUUAAUAGUUGCAGGACCAUCCUAUUUGUCGUGCUUACAAAUGCAAAUUAGGAGGAAAUAAUACUUCCAAGGACCCUGCAUAAUAGGAGUUGAUUGUGUCAGAGGUUUUGAUAUAUUAAGGCAAGGUCAAAUAACAUAUUUCCAUGACACACAUGACGAUGCCUAUCAAGGUUCCUACAGAUAAUUUAUGUGAAGUAGAACUAAUGUAAACUAGAAAAGUGGAGAUUUCUGCUGGGAAAGUGUGCUGUGAGGAGGUGCGAGAGUGAAUCCGCUGAGGGAGGAGAGGGCUUUUUUGUGUCAUAGCAUGGUUCCUAUAUCCAAGUCUGUUAUUAAUACGUCAGCUCUGUUUUGUUUUUGACUCACUACAUGAGGGAGACAUAAACGUGCACUGAAUACAUGAAAACCGUAAACCACACAUUCAGAUUUAACUAUGUUACAGAUAUUUUGAGAAAUAGUUUUAUUAUAGGCUAGGUAAGAAUGUUAUGAGUUUCCCAGCAAUAUAUGUAUUUUACAUAUUUGUUAUUUCUGUAGGAAGCUUGCAGUGAGUGUAUGUUUCUUUUUCUUAAAAAAAAUAUUAAUGCUGGUAUAUAUAUAUAUUAGCAAAUGGGCAGAUAUGGUGGGCCAUUUUUAUAACAUUGCUGUUUGAUACAAUUUGUUGAGGAUAUUAUCUGUGACAAGAUGUCUGCAAUCAGUCUUUGCAUAUGCAAUGUAGGCAAGAGCUCAGCUCUUACACCUACAUUCCACAGUGUGUCUUCUCAUCUUAGCAUUUGGCUAGAAAGGUGGCUUCCAAGCAAGCUGUUGCAACCUGUUAUUAACUUGAUACUGGUAGUCUUACCUCAGUUAUCUGGACCUUACGUGUAUAUUGCAGUACGUAAAUAGACUCGGGGGUUUGUUAUUAUAAUUUUUCUUGUGACAUCUUCAAAGUACAAAGUUUUGGAAACUUGUGAUGAUAUUGUUAUUACUUCCACAUUUCUCUUUCUGUAUGGUUCUGUCAGGGAAAUCACAAUUUUGGAGAUUGAGUUGUGUGGAAUAUCACAAUAUCAUCAUUGUACCUCACAAUUCUCACAAUCAGUACCUCAGUAUACAGUAUAAUAGUUAUUAGGCUAUUCGCCUCUAUCCUCAGGAAUAUGCAUGUAACACGCAAAUGUGAAUACAGUAUACCUCAUUCUUUUCAAGAUACAACUAUAAUGCUUUCUGUGCCAUUGAUUUUAAUUGUUUGCUUCAGUGACUGUUUUAUGAUGUGCAUAGCUAUAUCACAUACUAGGGAUGAGAUAGUGCAGAGAUUAUUUUAUUUUGUAUCUCACUGCUUUCUUCUAAUAUUUAACUUUACAUAUGGAAUGUAAAAAUGAAUGUACUGAAUGAAAUCUUUUUACCAUUGCUGGUACAUUAUACUGUACCUGCCCAUACCUAGUCUGACCUAUUGGUCUCCUUUUCUCCACCAGGCAAGCUGUGAUUUCAUCAUAAGGCACAUUUUACCAUGUGUCUCCAUUUAAUUUUUGGUGUGCAUUAGCAUCAACGAUAUUGCAGAAUGUAAGUUUUAUACUUUCUUACCCAUUAGCAUAAAUCUGUGUACCAAUGCUGGUAAGUUGAUUUCAAAUACUUCUUUUAACAUAGGGCAAAUCCUCUCAUCCCUGGUUAUGUCCACUUUUCUGUGCUUAUGGUGGUUUUAAAAAUAUUUUCAAAGCAACAUAGCAUUCAGCAAAUGUUUUGGUUUUUUAAACAAAUACAAUUAUCACACAAAUGAAGAUUACAAUUUCCAAUGGUAAUGUGAAAACAAUCAAGCAGUAAUAUUUACCGUAAUACACCAUUAUUAAUCUUCCAGUAUCUCUUAGUAGGUCUGCGGAAACUUCCAUUCAUAUAUGAUAUAAUAGUUCUUCCAGUGGUGGAUGCAACAACUGUAUGCAGAAUUACUCAACUUUUCAUGUAUUUUUUUAUUUUCGUAUAUAUAUGUUCUGUGCAAAUGACCCUCUUCUCUUGCCCACCUUCCUUACCCCAUAGUACUUAUUUUUUAUACCUCGCAAAUUUUAAGCAAGGUCAUUCGUUACGACCUUCCCUGACUGUCUUGUUGGUCUGUUCACACCAACACUGUGGAACAAAUUAUGCUCUGACUUCAGAGUUUUAUAUAAUCUAAUGUAACCAUUGAUAAAAUCAGUAGUUGGUACAUAGUAGAUUUGUACAUUUCAUAAAUGAAAUGUGUAUAGGAGUGGUGUGAGCAGUCUAAUAUUGUAAUACAAUAGAUGCUGUAGAUCAGAAUUAACAAUUCAUAUUUUAAAUUGACAAAGUGGGUUAUGCAUUUGAAGAACACUCAUAUUAUUGGGCAGUAAAAAGUCAAUAACAGCAUAUCUCGCAGGCAAUUUUGAAUAAAUUUCACAUGAUUUGCAUUGCUGAUCCCAGCGAUACAAAUUAUAUCUAUCCCACGUACUUGUCAUAAUUUAUAUCUGAAUGUUACAUUCAAAAAAUAUAGCAAGCUAUUCCUAAAAAAUUAGUUACUGGAAAGUUUUCAAAAUUUGCUGUGGACUCUCCAUAUGCCCCGCAUACAACUUUCUGGAUGUAUAAUUGUAACUGGCAAAAAAAAAAAGCUUUCACCAAUAAAACUGAAACUGUGUAACAAACAUAUAUCUGUAUAUGAUUGUUGUUCUAUAGACUAUAAAAACUGCAGCAUCUUUACAAACCUUAAUAUUGUGUAUAGUUGGAGUCAUAGAUCUAUUAAAUCAAUUAGAGUAAAAAGAAUUGUGUGCUGACAUGAAGAUUGAGAAAUGUUUAAUACUAUUAUUGCAAUGUUGUGUAUGAUGAAUAUGUGUUAGUUGUUGCUGUUUAAUUUUUGUUUAACUUUCAUUGAGCCUGAAAUGACAAUUUAAUCCCGGUAUUAUAUUACUUUGCACUCGGGAAGCAUAGUAAAUGUUGUCACUUAGUGUUUAAGUAAAUUAGGCGUGGUUUUUACUGUUCCCUAUGAAGCUAUAACAUAUUGCUAGUAAAAAACGGUGCUUUUCAAUCUUAUCCUUUUGCUUGUAUAGUUUCUUUCUCCUAAUGUGUUUAGAUUUGAAUUGUAAAUAACAAUCAUGAUAGUUUUGGAGAGCUAUGAUGCCCAAAAGAUUCUUUAGCUAUUUACAUUAGAUUAUAAUAUACUGGAAAGCUUUGUUGGAAUUUUUUUCCGGGUUAGAAUGUAAAAGUAACUGUAGAUGUUAGGACUAACUGAAGAGUUGUAUUCAGCUAUGUUUCUUGCUGGUGUGAUACCAC